This is a messenger RNA of Cinara cedri, 337 nucleotides long. The record is from the annotation of a GenBank genome assembly. NCBI's taxonomy places the organism in Eukaryota, Metazoa, Arthropoda, Insecta, Hemiptera, Aphididae.
AUGGAUAGAGAAACUUUAAGUAGUUCAGAGUGGGAAGAAGAAUUGGAAACAGCAGCUGUAUUUGUGGUUUCAGACGGGCAAAUAAAAAAACCACCCGAUCAAUCUGGGUAAAUGAAAUCAAUAAAAAAGGGAACAAUUAGGCGAAUUCCAUCGUUUGUUUCGUGAAUUACGAAACGAACCAAAACGGUUUCACAUGUAUUUCCGGAUGACAAAAGAAGAAUUUGAUUAUUUGCAUGAACUUAUUAAACAAGACAUACAAAAGCAAAAUACUCAAUUUCGAAACAUGAUGUUCGCGAACUUUUUCAAUGAGAAGUUCAUCCAUAGUAAAAAUUUUUAA